GGGGGACUUGUGUUGGGAUAUUGACCUAGAGGCCCAAUACCCAGAUCGGGAAGGCCCAAGAUAUCCGGCCCAAGUAACAGGCCCAUCACUCUAUGAUGAAAAGAUCCAGUAAGGAGACAUACCGAACGGAGUUCGGCCCAAAUAAAGAUUGGCCCAGUAAGAAGACAUACCGAACGAGGUUCGGGCUAUAUAUCAUACUUGGGCCAAUUUGACAGCAUCUUCAGUGCAGCCCAACAUCCCGUUCGAGCAACGGCCAACCAGCAAGUGGCCAGGUGCAAUUAAUGUCAGACUAUGACGUCAGCAAGUGGAAGCAUGGAUGACCAAGUCGGUGGAACAACGGCCAAUCAGCAAGAGGCAGCCCAUGCUCUUCAUUAUUAUAAAUAGAUGGUUUCAAGUCAUUGUAAGGGUUAGCAUUUCAAUACUCAAGCUCUAGAAUAGCAUCAUUUGCCCUUACUUCUUGUAUUAAAGCAUAGUUUCCGACUUACCGAUCGGGAAAUUCCUUGUAAUCAGAUUAGUUAAUUAAUACAAGUGAGCUUUCGAGUUUUAGUUAGUUCAGAUCUUAUAUUUUCUUUUACGCUUUGAUUCUGGGCCAUUCCUGAUAUAUCCAAAGUUCGUGUUGGGCUUUCGGAUCUACGGGACUUACCCUCAACAAGAGCAAUCUCACCUUUAAGCCUUAUCUUCUUUUAUUGAUGAUCUGUUAUAUCAUACUUCCUCCAUAUUUAAAAGUUCCAUAAAAUUUCCUCGUUAAGUUUUUCCCUUAAAAGUUUCAUAUUUAAAAAAAUCCCCACACUUUCCCUACAGAGGGAGUACGUAGUAUUUUUUUAUUUAGUGUAAAAACCUUAGAUAAACAAAUCCACCUUUUAUCGAUCUUUUCGAUACAAUCUCAUCAUUUUUUUUCUUUUUUUUCUCUUUUCGCCAUUUAGAAGUCAUUACUUUUUAUUCUUUGUACAUUUUUAGCUCAUCUUUUUCGUUAGCUUUGACAUUGAUGGAGUUUAAUUCCAACUACGAGAGCUAAUCUUCGAGAGCAGAUGAAAUUUAGGCAGUGUAAGACAGUAUUAUUAUUCCGGAAUUGGGAUCCUUGGUAGGAUGUGUACACGAAGUAUUUAUAGACCUUAGGUUCAAGUAUUUUAGGAAGAAACUUGUACAUUUAAUGCAUUUAAUUAUAAUAAGAGUCCCGUAACAUCUCGAACGUUGUGCAAUCAUUAUUCCUCUAGGUCCACGUUUCUUCCGUUAUUUCAUGUUACUACCAGAUAGCUAUGUUUGAAUGAUUGUCUACCACGUAAGCUCUAGGAUGAGUCCGACCUCGCUAGAACUCCGCUCAGGCUCAGAACUGCUGUCCAGCCUCGCCUGGUUGUGGGUUCUUUCACGGGUUGGAUUCUUAGUUAGGCCCAAUGGUUAUUAUUAAUUAUUAAUCCCGAUUAGUGGGCCGGUCCCGUUGAUGAGCUUUAUUUUAAUUCGAUCUUGGGCCAUGGUUGUGAUCCAAUGAUCCAUGGUACCAUCACGAGCCCCCUACUCUCUAAAAUAAGCCGGGCUUGAUUUUAGAAGAGUAACGAGCCACCUUCCUUUGAAUUUCAGAUCUUUCCUUCGUGAUAUGUAGUGUUGCUUAGCAUUUAAUGCGAUCUUAAUGUGUCAUGAGCCUGCAACUCGACACAACUUCAAAUCCGUCAUGCCAACUUCAGCACUUGAGUGCUUGGGUAGCGGUUUCCAAGCGGUUUUUGGAAAGUGUCGUCGCAUCCGGCUAUUUAUACGCACACUUUCUUCUGGUAAAAACUUAUGCAAAAUCUUCUUCGCACAAGCCUCUCACUUUCUUGGUUGGGAACCCUAGGUGGCAAGAACUUCCUUCAUCGUCUUGAUUUCCCUUUGUCAGGUCAGUUCCAUGUCCUCCUCUAAUUCCGUUUCGCUUCAUAACAUCUUUCCCGAUGAUGGGGCUAGUUCGAAUCGCCCCGGAUUUCGGUCGAUUCCCGUGGGGUUGAGAUGCAUUUCUACCUCUCCAUGGACUUCGCUCGACGGGUUCCGGUCGUCGCCCUUUCUGCUUCCGAAUUCAGCGAGGCGGUGGCCCUCGCCGGACCCAGCGUUAUCAGUUCCCGCCCCAUUCCUGACCAAAACAUAGUGGAGCCUCCUUCGCCUUCCCAUUUUCGGGUCCAUUUGGCGAGCCUGCAAGUCGGGCUGCGAUUCCCCAUCCAUCCCGCUUUUCUGGACAUCCUGCGCCAUUAUGGUGUCAUUUCGGGUCAACUCUCUCCUACUACCCACAUGUUUAUCGUCGGGUUCAUUGCCCGGUGUGUUUCUUUGAAAAUCAAACCUUACCUCGACUUGUUCCUCAUUUUUUUUCAUUCUGUAAGAUCUGGCACCUCUGACACCCAAGGCUAUUUUUCUCUCUCCCAACGGGCGGGUCAUCGAUUGUUCACGGCCAAAUCUUACCCGGAUUCCUUCAAGGGUUGGAGGUACAAGUGGGUUUGGGUCACCCCAGUAAACGACAAGCUCCCGUUCGAGAACAAGUGGGGGGAGUUGAUUCGGAGAUGGGUGAUGCCAAUCUUGUCGGAGGGGAAUGAGCUGGCCGCCAAGCUUAUUGCUGAAGGUUCGCCCUUCCUGAUGGGCCACUACGUAUGUGAGGAUGAGGGUGAUUAUGCUUGAGUUCAGAUGAGGUCAGCGAUACCUGAUCGUGUAGUUGUCUUUUCUCUUCUCUUUUUUCUUUUUAAUUGAUGUGCCAACCGAUCUUGACUGCUCUUUUGUUUUGAUUCAGAAGGCGGAAGGAUGGCGUCCCGACUGGAAUGGCUUGCGUCUAGAGUGGGGCCCAUCCCUGGUUCCAUGGUCCCGGUUAGAAAGAUCUAGACCCGGGGCGCUAUUGAGGCCGCCCCAGAGAAGCCAGGUGGGCCUGCCCACGGAGAUGGUGUUGCGACUCUUACAACACCAGCUGCUGACCUCCGGCCUCCCACUACCAGGGGACUGGGAAGAGGCUGACAUCCCAGCCCAUCUCCGGGCCUAAGGGAAAGAAGACUAGAGCUGAGGUGAAACCUUCUGAUGAAAUUGUUGAUGUUGACUCUGACUCUGACACGCGGUCCUUGGAGGGUGACAGUCAAGGGGAUACCCAACACCUCUUCAUACUAUCAAAUUGACUAUGCGCUCAGGCUCGACCUCCUUGUUUUGCGGCACGGUGAACCCCUGUCUCUUUGUCCCUGGCUGUCACCCCUCCUGCUGAUGCAGAGGAGAUAAAGGGCUUGACUCCUCGGGCUGCUAUCCGGCGGGCCGUCCAUACUAUUUCCGAGGGUUUUAUGAAUUUAUCCAUCAUAUGGAAUGGCUAUUCUGCUUUAGGCCUUCAUGCUCGCUGCCUCCGACUUCCGCCGUUCGGAUGAGGAGCAUGAUGAGGCUCAGGGCUUGCUUGCAGACCUCAAGAAGGCAGUGGCAGACCUGGAGCAGAGCCCGGCAACGAUGGAGAUGGCCAGGGUGACAGCUGUGAAGGAGGCCAGGAUCUCGCAGAAGAGAUUGGAUGAUGUCGAGGUUGCUCACCAGAUCAUAGAGGAGGAGCUGAGGAGUGCGGUUCAGACCUUCCGAGAGAGCGAGGUUUCCAGGGCGGAAGUGGAGCAGAUCUUGCUUGGUCGACGAGCUCAGAUGGCCCAAGACUGGCUCCUAACUCCAGAGGGGGAGGCCAGGUUGGACGAAGAGGGGACCAGUAUGGCAUGCAGAAGUCCCUUUAUAAGGCUCUGCAGAAGAGAGAUCUCUCCUUCUCUGCCUAGACCCGGGGGCUGCCCAAUUUGAUGAAGAACCCUGAACCCCCCCCCCCCCCCCCCCCCCAAGAGAGCCCUGUCCUGACUGAUCCCGCUCUGGAAGUUACUCCCUCCUCCACUAGUAAUUAAAUUCCAACUUCUGAACACCGAUAACAAACACUUUUCCGGGACUGCAUAUCCGUUGUUGUUUUCCACCAUCAGAGUGGCUUGUAAUUUGAAGAGUUUUUACCACUUUUGGUCCUCCGACUACUAUUAUGUCAUUGACACUUUUGAUACUCGACUUUGACUUUUUCACUUUUAGUACUAAACUAUUGUGUUAGAGACACUUUUGGUACCCGUAUUUGCAAAUUUCCAUAUUUAGUCC
This is a messenger RNA of Cuscuta europaea, 4086 nucleotides long. Lineage: Eukaryota; Viridiplantae; Streptophyta; Magnoliopsida; Solanales; Convolvulaceae. The record is from the annotation of a GenBank genome assembly.